Molecule: messenger RNA, 2964 nt
Organism: Alternaria ethzedia
Lineage: Eukaryota; Fungi; Ascomycota; Dothideomycetes; Pleosporales; Pleosporaceae
Exons: 5
Coding region: 1-2964 (987 amino acids)
Source: RefSeq, a predicted model, not a curated record
AUGGCGACAUCGUCCGGUAGUGUGUUCGGGGCGACGCUCAAGACCAUCACGACCACCAAGCUCGAAGAGCUUGCGAAGCAGCGCGCAGUAUUUGAAGAAGAGUAUGCUGUACUGACCACAGCCGCGAAAGCCGAAGCAGACCCACUGAAGCGCGUAUGUCUUCUUCUCGAUGGCUCGAAAACUUGUUUGGGCUUCCAGACGGAGAAGAAAACCAAAGAUGGGCGAGUCGGUCGAGUUAUCAGCGGAACAUCCAGGAACCUUCGUCUCGAGACUGAUCUCAAGAAUCUCGAUCGCUUCGUUGAACAGGCCCGCUUUGAUCCUUCUGUUUCGAACAAAGUCCUCUCAGACUGGGAAAAGACACUGUUGCGGUAUCUUUCCGUUCAGUCGACCAAGUACCAGUACGCCGACCUCUACGGCAAGCUCGUCACUGAAUGGCUUUCUUCUGAAAAGUCUGCAACAGACGAUGGCGAUGUCGAAAUGGGUGAGAGCUUCGAAGAAGUGCCUGGUGCCAAAAAGCUGGCGUCCCGCGCCGCUUGGGAGAAAGACGUCUUCCAAGCGGCCGAAGUAGACGAGCAAGCACUGAGGUCGUAUCUUGAUGAGUUGUUCCAGGCGAACAAGAAAGACAGCUCCGCUGCCAUUCGCGAGCUUCGCAAGACAGUGGAGAACUUCGAGGCUAAUCUGAACUAUUCGACACCGUUCGACCCCCACAGCCUUCGCUCGACCAUUGAAGGUCUUCUGAAUUCUGAUCUGCUUUCGAACGAGAAGCGAGAAGCGCUCAGAGACUUUCUCGAUAAUGAUGUGAUACUCGCGGAACUGUGCGACAUUCUCAACGUGCGCAUGGCAUCUCUCGAUCGCUGGUCUUGGGGACCGUAUGUUCUACUAGAGCAGCGAAGGAAGAUCAAUGGCGACUUCUCUAUCCAUUUCGAUCCGGACCUUCUUCAGGCAAUCUUCCUCCAUUACGUCGGUGUGAAAUGGUCCGUCUUCUUCAAGUCCGCAUUCUUGGAUAUGCACAAGCAUCAAGCUUGGCCGAGAAACUACACAGAGGUUCCGAAAGAUGCCCGUUUGCGCCGAUCGUACUUCCUGGGUGAUAAGGGUGCGAGUACCCAGUCCAGUGUUGAGAAGAAGCGGAUGAGUAUGCACCACAAUCGGUAUCUCGCCCACCAAUUGCUGGACUACCCCACGCAGCGACUCGAGGCCGUAGAUGGCGAAGAGGAGGCAGAGUAUGGAGACUACGUAGCCAAGAAGCGCCGGAAUAACGGACAGCCGGAUGGGGCUCGAAUGCGAGUUCAGUCUAUGUCGUUACCAGCUCGGCAGCAAUCGGUACAGCAACCAAGUGGGGGACGUACGAAGCAGACAGCAAGAAUAGCUUCUCAAGGUGCCGGCUUGUUCGGGGCUGCUGCACCCAACCAACGUGCUGGCGGGGGUUACGCGAGCGCCGAGGUCGACGAGGGAAUAGAGGACGACAGGGACUCGUACGACCGCGACGAUGAAGACUACCGACGCCGAUCCAAGAAACCCAUGGAAGCAAAGCAAGGCCUACUUCAUCUUUUGUCCACCGAGAUUGUUCUGAACACAAGACUGCACGGGGAACUGACUUGCUUCUCUACGACUUUUGACUCGUGGAAUCCACUACUGCCACAUCAGACCAUUUAUACGGUCCUAGACUUCCUUGGCGUCUCGGAUAGGUGGAAGAAGUUCUUCGAGCGAUACCUUCAGGCACCUCUGAAGUUCAAUGAUGACCCAUCCGCUGAGCCGCGUUUACGCUGUCGAGGCAUGCCAGGCUCACACGCUCUGAGCGAUACUUUGGGGGAGGCAGUGUUAUUCUGCUUGGAUUACGCGGCGAACCAAGCCGCCGGCGGGCCAGAUCUAUACCGUCUUGGUGAUAACGUCUGGUUCUGGCACAGGGACUACAACACGUGUGCCAAAGCCUGGGCAAGUAUCGUCAAAUUUGCAGAAGUUACGGGAACCAAGCUUGACCACAAGAAGACAGGCAGUGUUCGCAUCUCACGCGACUCCGAUGCUGAGAUUGACGAUCGACUUCCGGAAGGUGAGAUUCGAUGGGGAUUCUUGCAGCUCGAUCCAAAGAGUGGACAGUUCAAGAUCGAUCAAAAGAUGGUUGAUGGUCAUGUGGAAGAGUUGCGUACGCAACUGCAAGGCAAGAUGAAAAGCGUCAUCGACUAUAUUCAGGUCUGGAACUCGUAUGCGGCUACCUUCUUCAGCUCUAACUUCGGGACAUCCUCCAACUGCUUCGGUCGCGAACAUGUCGAUAUGAUGCUCGCCACCCAUCGCCAUAUCCAAGAUAGCAUUUUCCCCGAUGGGAGUAUCGUACAGCAUCUCAAGACGAUGAUAAAAGAGCGUUUCUCUGUUGGAGAUGUGCCAGACGGAUUCCUCUUCUUCCCGGUCGAGCUUGGAGGUCUUGAUCUGAAGUCUCCAUUCGUUGGACUCUUGCAGAUCCGAGACUCAGUCAAAGAGAACCCGUAUGAUUUGUUGGAUGAGUACGAAGAGAACUUGCACGAUGAUUACAUCACUAUAAAGCGCGCGUUUGACAAGGGUAUCCGGCAUAGUGUGCGCCGCAGUUUCCAAGACGCGAACUGGAAGCCUGACGACCCCAACACAUUCUUAUCCUUCGAGGAGUUCACUAAGUAUCCCGAGACGUUCGCUCCCAUGGGUAAGGCGAACUUGACGGAGGUCUACAAGACGCUGCUUGAGCGCCCAAAAGAAAAGCCCAUCGACGAAAGUGAACAGGUCCUGCAAGCGCUGGAGCAGCUCGAGGACCGUUCUGACAAUUUACGUGGCAUCACCGCACACUGGUAUACUAUGGAUGCCUACUGGAAGUGGAUCGCACAAAUGUACGGCCCGGACAUGAUUGGUAAGUUCGGUGGCCUGAAUGUCGUUGACUUCGGACUGCUGCCGAUCGGUAUGGUAUCCAUGUUUCGGCAGAGGCGUACCAAGUGGCAGGGUUGA